Molecule: messenger RNA, 2457 nt
Organism: Patiria miniata (bat star)
Lineage: Eukaryota; Metazoa; Echinodermata; Asteroidea; Valvatida; Asterinidae
Product: prostacyclin receptor-like
Exons: 4
Coding region: 404-1669 (421 amino acids)
Biological process (GO): adenylate cyclase-activating G protein-coupled receptor signaling pathway; inflammatory response; positive regulation of cytosolic calcium ion concentration
Cellular component (GO): plasma membrane
Molecular function (GO): G protein-coupled receptor activity
Source: RefSeq, a predicted model, not a curated record
UUAUCCCGCACUAACGUGCAUACAAAACAGGCCGAGCAUAAAACAUCUUUUAUAGGCCUAUAGCCACAGUAGUAAAAAGACACUGUAAACAACCGUGUAGUUUGCGAGUGUACUGCUAUAAAACGAUACGUGCCGGAUGUGCAAGGAAGGUCUAAGGACCUGCCCACGCUGUAUUUGCGAAACACUCCAAGGGUAUCGUGCUCCGCUGAGACGUUUGGUGGACAAGCAAAUCCAUACAGCAAGGACUCUGUGGAACAACAUGGGACACUUCAAGGUCCCGUGCAAUACUGAUGCAUCAGGUGACUUUGUGAUCUCUCACUAGUCCCAACACACCCAACUUCGAACAAGGGUCCAACCAAUUGUACGAAUAUAAGUCUGGAUAACCGAAAACCAGUGGCCGAUUAUGGCUUGGCCUGUCAACAACGCAACGACCUCGUGGAUACCAGACACCAAUGCGACAGACGACCCCGGCUCGGUCGGUGCCGUCAACUUGGCCAACACAAUCCAGACAUACUGCAUCGUGUUCAUCGGACUCUUUCUGAACAUUCUGGCGGCUGUGGCGUGGAGCAAGCCGGGCUGCUCCCGACGCCAUCGCACUUGCGCCACCAUCACACGGGCCACUUUGGUAUGGGUGGACCUACUCUCGAUAACCGGGUACAUCAUACGCGGGGGGCUCACGCCCGUGUUGAAACAAUUCAACUACGACUUAUACUGUGACAUCUUCGGUUUCACCAACAUCACGUUCUCGCUGACUUCUGGAUUCAUAGCAGGCGUCAUGUCAGUCGAUCGCUUCGGAGCGCUGACAUCACCCUUCACGUACCGAGCCCGCUUCACUCCGCGGCGGAUUACAGUGGUUAUUUUGCUGUUGGUCAUUUUUUCCACCAUUGUGGGAUCGUUGCCAUUUGUCGGCAUCGGCUCCUACCACACCGUCGACUACUUCCACGGCAAGACCGUGUGCAAGCUGGCCUGGUACCCGGACGAGCCGCCGCUCUUCGUGCUACAUUUCGCCGUGUACCAGGUCGUAGGCUGGUGCCUGUUGCUCGUGGUGGUGAUGUGCAAUGUCGGGGUGAUCAGGACCCUGCUGAGCAUGAAGAAACACGUGGCCUCCGCUGGUACCCAGCCCAGCAACAUGGACACCAAACAGGAGGUGCGCUUUGUGAGGACUAUGAUGCUGAUUACGCUGUUUUUCGCCCUCUGCUGGGUACCAUGGAUGAUAACAACCAUCUUGAUCAAAGUUGGAUCGGAGACGACUCUGCAGGGGGACCUGCUAGCCACUCGCCUACUCCUGGCCAACAGCGCUUUCGACCCCUUAAUCUUCAUGGUUACCAGCGAGGCCUUGUGCUCCCGCGUCCGCAAAUGGACCACGCGGUUGUUACGACGGCUUUUUCGUGUGACCCGAACGGACAGCGUGCUGCAGCUGAAUUCUGCAGCGGCCAAAGAAAACACUGACGCUACCACGUGUCCCACUACAGGCUUUGGUAAGUUCCAAGUGACCACAACAUCGAGUCUGUCAAGUCUGAAUCAGACCAUCGGGCCUGUCAUCACGGUGACGGAGGCACCGAGCAGCACGGGCGAUCUGCCGAGCUGUGACGGCUCACCUACUGGAGGAAGCGCGGUCAUGAGACAGGAGUUCGGCGCCUCCACUGAAAGUCUGGUACCCUGGCCCUGAGAUGAUGUAGAGGUGCUUGAGUGAAGAACAACCCAAAAACCGUGAUUCAAAUUUGGGACGGUGACGCUACGGUAACUUGGAUGUUUCCGGAGGGGUGUUGGCUGGGGUGUUGAAGUCCAAGAUGUUUUUCAAGAUGGAGGGGCGAGGCGUUGCACUCAAUGCACAAGCAAAACCAAAGGCCUGAAGCAGUGAAUCAAUAUUGCAGUAACUAUUGAGCGAUGAAGUGAUAUCAAUGAAAUGAAGGAAUUUUUGAAUCUUUUUUUUUUCAUUAUGUAAAUAGUUUGCAAUGGUCUGUCGGGAUAUGGAUUGGAGUGGCUACCCACCCUAGCCUGCCCCAUAAGAUCCGCAAAUGGGUGUGGAGUCAUAAAAAAACACGUCGUCUAAAACUUUCUUAGUGGUUCACGCAUUAUAGUGACUGGUAAGCCGCUGUGUGGAACCACUCAACCUCGUGCACUAAAUCGAUGUUGAUGGACGGAUUUGAAUAUUAGAAACGGUGAAUUUGAAACGACAAUUUUUUUUUUAAAAGCCAGAAAACCUAUGUUUUCAUGUAGCGGAAAAAAUUAAAACUAUGUGAGCAAAAUGCAAACUAACAUGGAUACAAUGACAUGUGUGCGUUGGUUCCAUUUCGUGAACACUAAUCUAUCAUUUUGAAUGUUAUCAGAAUCCCGAGUUGCCAUGGGAUUGGACUCACGAACUCGACCUAAUGAUAAAUAACGUGAAUGCUCUCCUUUUUCAAUCAGCAUUGUGUGUUACACUGUUAUGUAUAUGCCUGCGUCUUGAUUUUGAGU